GAGUGAAGUGAAGUGUGGAGGGUGGCGCAUCCCGGAGUGUCCACAGCUCCGCAGCAUCCCGGUGAGGCUCCGGACGGUGACGAGAAAAAGUUCCGUUUGUUCACUCGUGAGGAGUCACUCCGGUGUCGGGUCGGUCCGGACGGGUCCGCGAUGCGCACACGCGCACAGAAGUGAACUUUUCCCGGUUUGCUGAGGGCGCGCGCUCACUCCGAGGAGGACCUACUUUAUCCAAGAAGAAAAGAGAAAGACGCGCGCGCCGUCCUGUCCGUGGAUUUCAUGUUUUCACGGAUUCUUCUUCAACACGAGGAGAAAAGUUUGAGCUGAUCCACGAGGAGGAGAGCACGAGGAGGAGAGCACGAGGAGGAGCAGAGAGGAGCAGAGAGGAGCGCACGGGACGAGGACAGGGGACAACUUGACGAUGGAGACUUCCACAUCGAGAGCCGCCGAGAAAAAGGACAAAAUGGACGGCAGCGGGUUCUCCGACCUCCCGAAGAAACCGUCGCCCUCAGAGACGAGAGGCCCCCACCACAUCUUCCCCACCUUCCACACGCCGAUCCCGAUUGACAUGCGUCACCACGAGGGACGAUACCACUACGAGCCUCACGCGCUGCACGCCAUGCACGGCCCUGCAGGUUUGGCUGGCAGCCCCGUCAUCUCCGAUAUCUCCUUGAUCCGCCUCUCCCCCGCCACCAUGGCAACCGGCGACUCUCCCUUCAGCCCGCCUCACCCGUACGUCAACCCUCACAUGGAGCACUACCUGCGCUCCGUGCACGGCAGCCCAACCCUGUCCAUGAUCUCAGCCGCCAGAGGACUGAGCCCAGCCGACUUGGCCCAUGAGCAUUUAAAAGAACGCAGCCUGUUCGGACUUCCUCCUCCUCCCGGGGCGAGCCCGGCUGAGUAUUACCACCUGAUGGCCAGCCACCGCAGCCCCUACGGUGAGCUGCUCAUGCAGGGGGCCGGGGCCACGGCGGGGGCUCACCUGUCCGACUACAUCACCCCCAUCGACGUGUCGCGGUUCUCCAGCCCCAGACUGACGCCCAGGCUGAGCAGGAAGCGGGCUCUGUCCAUCUCGCCGCUGUCUGACGCCAGCAUCGACCUCCAGACGAUGAUCCGCACCUCGCCAAACUCGCUGGUCGCCUACAUCAACAACUCGCGCUCCAGCUCGGCCGCCAGCAGCUCCUACGGACACCUGUCGGUCGGAGGCCUCAGCCCGUCCUUCCCCUUCCCUCAUCCCAUCAACCCCAUGGCCUACCAGCAGCUCCUCUCCCAGCAGCGAGGGCUCAGCGCCUUCGGCCACACGCCGCCUCUCAUCCAGCCUCCGCCCGCCUUCUCCAGCCGCCAGCCGGGCCUCGGCCUCUCCUCUCUGCCCGCCUCCGCCCACAACAGCGACCUGUCGUCCAAGAACCUCAGCGCUGACUCGGCCGUCAGCAGCACUGUCGACCCGAUCAUCACCAAAAGGUCAAAGGUGAAGAUGGAAGCAGAGGGAUUGAGGCCGCUGUCUCCGUGUUCACCGAACCAUCACGGCAGCCUGCUGGACCUGAAGGACGACGUGGACCGGGACGACUGUAAGCAGGAGCCCGAGGCCGUCUACGAGACCAACUGCCACUGGGAGGGCUGCAGCAAGGAGUACGACACGCAGGAGCAGCUGGUCCAUCACAUCAAUAAUGACCACAUCCACGGAGAGAAGAAGGAGUUUGUGUGCCGCUGGGAGGACUGUUCGCGGGAGCAGAAGCCCUUCAAAGCUCAGUACAUGCUGGUGGUUCACAUGCGCCGACACACAGGGGAGAAACCACACAAGUGCACGUUCGAGGGCUGUGCUAAGGCCUACUCCCGUCUGGAGAAUCUCAAGACUCAUCUGCGCUCGCACACUGGCGAGAAACCGUACGUCUGCGAGCACGAAGGAUGCAACAAAGCCUUCUCCAACGCCUCGGACCGAGCCAAACACCAGAACCGGACACACUCCAACGAGAAACCGUACGUUUGUAAGAUCCCCGGCUGUACGAAGCGCUACACGGAUCCCAGCUCUCUCAGGAAGCACGUGAAGACGGUCCACGGCCCGGAGGCCCACGUCACCAAGAAGCAGCGCAGCGACCUGCCGCCGAGGCCGCCAGCGCCCAGGGAGAACGGCGAGAACGAGACGGGGAACAGAGAAAGGAUCCAGAGGGAGGAUAAGAUAUCAGACAGCAGCUCCCCCAGAGGCAUGGACGACUACCUGCACGUCAAAUCCAUCAAGACGGAAACCUCUGUGAUGUAUCAGUCCAGCCCUGGCGGUCAGUCAUCAUGUAGCAGCGAACCAUCACCACUUGGCAGUGCCACCAACAAUGACAGUGGAGUAGAAAUGGCGGCGCACAGCGGGGGAAGCCUGGGGGACCUCAGCACCCUGGACGACCUGCCCUUCGUGGAGUCCUUGGGCUGUGAAGAUUCCAGCGGUGGGGUGGCGGUGGUGGGUCUCCACUUCCGAAAGCAGUUUUGCACCAGCCAGCGCCUAGAGCACCUGAAGAAGGAGAAGCUGAAGACAGUGAGGGACUCGUGUCGGUGGGCCAGCAGCACAACACCCCCGGUCCUCGGCACCAAGCUCCCACCCAUACCAGCGAGUGGGUCCCUCCUGGAGAGUCCAAUGGGUGGUGGUCCGAUGUCCUUCCCUGGUUCCGGCUUGGGUGAUCUGAGCUCUGGCAAAACAACGCUGCUGGAAAACCUUUCCGAGCGCCGUGACAGCACCUCCAGCACCCUGAGCUCAGUUUACACCCUCAGCCGCCGCUCCUCAGGCAUAUCGCCUUGCUACUCCAGUCGGCGCUCAAGCCAGGCCUCGCAGUUCGGUGCCAACCGCCCCAGCAACGUCAGCUCUGCCGACUCCUACGACCCCAUCUCUGCCGACAUCUCACGCCGUUCCAGUCAGGCCAGCCAGUGUGGAGGAAACAACGGAGGAGCAGGAGGGUACGGAGGAAGGGGCUUACCCAGCCCCCUCAGCCUGACCCCGGCCCAGCACUACCACCUCAAGGCGAAAUAUGCUGCUGCUACUGGAGGUGCACCGCCUACACCUCUUCCAUAUAUGGACCGAAUGUUUAAGACCCACACAGCCCUGUACAGUGACUCCCAAGAAACCUCCACCACCAACAAAGUACCUUCCAGACAGUACAGCAGUUACACCACGCGGAGUCUGAUGCCCCAUGAGGUCCCGGCUAACAUCCCCCGCAGAGCCAGUGACCCAGUGAGACGAGUGGCUCUAGAUUAUUCCAGCCAGCAACAAAUGCAGCGCUACAACAGCAUGGGCACGCUGAGUGGAGGCGUGAGCAUGCAGCCCCAUCCACCUCCUGCAGCAGAUAGGCAACAUUUAUCCCAGCAAGGCUGCCCGCGACAGAAUGGUAGUCCCUACCGCCACCCGUACAGCCUGCGACCGCCCAGCAUUUCAGAGAAUGUUACAAUGGACAUGAUGGCAGGCGACAUCCCUGAGGAAGACCUGAUGCUGCCUGACCUAAGCACUAACAGAGUGUCAAUCAAUCAAGAUUUCCAAGGAACCCCCAAUCUCCAGCAGCAGUCACGCUAUCAGAGACGGAUGGCCGUGGUGAAUACUGAAAUGAACUUGCCCAGUCAGGUUCUGGCCACGUCCAGCAUGAGUCCAGGGCAGCAACGACAGAUGUGCCCAUCUUCACCGAGGGACAGUAAGGCCAACAACGUCUCUUUGGGACCCAUGGAAGCCAGCCAGCACUACUCCAAACUACAGGUCCGAGGGAACCUGGCUGUCCUCCAGCAAAACCAGAACUUUGGAUCUUUUCACAACAACUCUAACCAGCAGAUGAUUCAAAACCUUGUUAACAGCACGCAGCAGAUAUGCAAGAAGCUGAAUCCUGAACCAGGAGCAAACUGUUUCCAGCAGCAGAGAUUCCAGCAGUCGUCCAAUCUCAAUGACGGAAUUAGUUCUCAGUACAGGUUCAACGGAGGCAUCAGCCCCUAUGACACGAAUGGUAACAGCACGUAUCCAGCUUGUAAUAACACAGCAGCAGUCAGCGGUAGCAUGCUCAGCCCCACGUGCAAACAGGAGCCCGUUGAUAUGGAGAUUGUUGGCAUGCACAUUGCCGAUGCUGGAUUUCAGCCUGUGCAGGUUAAAAUUGAGGACUGUGAUGGACCAGUCAUGAUUUCAGAUCAGCAGAACUGUAACAUGCAAACUGGGAAUCAGAGCCACCUCCAACCAAGACCACCAACAGUACCUAAAUCUCUAAACAGGCACCCUUCAGGGCCAAAGGUGAUGCAGCAAACAAGGCACCCCAGUAACGCUAACCUGGAGGUCACUCUUCAUUGCAGUGACAGCUCUGAUGACAAUGCCGUGUACUACACAGGGCAGAUUCAAGUGUUUGAGCCCAACGGGACCUUGGACCAUCAUGUUUCUCCCGUGGUGACUGUGCCUCCUUUUGAAAUCGAUGCAGUGUCUCCCAGUUCAGGCAAUAACCAAGCGUCCAGGACUGUGGACUGCAAUGCAGCGCUGGAGCAGGCGCAGAUAGACUUUGAUAUCAUGCUGGACGACGGGGAUCACUCCAGCCUCAUGUCGGGAACUUUGAGUCCAGGUCUGCUCCAGAGCUUGUCCCAGAGUUCCUCUCGCCUGACGACGCCCAGGAACUCCGUCACGUUGCCCUCUGUGCCGGUGGCGACGGGGAACAUGGCCAUCGGGGACAUGAGCUCGUUACUGACUGCUCUGGCAGAAGAGAGCAAGUUCCUCAACCUGAUGUCUUAGCCGCACGUUGUGGCAAACUGUCCACCGACGGAAACGUCUUUGCAGACUUUUUGGACUCCUGAUGCACAAUAAACACUCAACCCUCUUAAAAGUGAUGUGACUGUGUGCCAAACGCUCUGCAGUGUGACUCUUGUACAGUCUAAAAUGUUAAUUAUUUAAUUAUGGCCAUUUUCUAUCUUUUUGAAAAGCCAUAUUUUUGUUUUUUUUGCCUUGGGUAGUAAAUCUGACGUGAACAACAGAAUUCUUUCAGUUGUUGUACAGGGCUGCAGUAAGAUCAGUUUACUAAGUGCCUGGCUCAGCCAAAACAUAUGCAUGCUGUGCAUAUGAUUACAUCUAAAAGUGUAUAAAUGCAACCAGGUAACGAUCUGAUUCCUACAUAUUUGGAAUGUACCGUCACCACCAACUUGUUUCACACUGUAAAUUACGUGAGAUGAACUGAAUCUGUAUCAAGUCGUACCAUCACAGCAUUUCCAGUUUACAGUCACCGUCCUCAGUGAGCCAUUAUUUGAUUGCUGCAUUGCUGCUGAGAUUAACUGUGACGUCUCAGAGAUUUGAUUUGUGACUGAAUCAUGAAGCCGUGCAUUGAUGAGUCUGUCGUGUCGUGGCAG
Messenger RNA from Larimichthys crocea (large yellow croaker), 5334 nucleotides. Its product is annotated as zinc finger protein GLI2. The record is from RefSeq and is a predicted model, not a curated record. The coding region runs from base 419 to 4726 and encodes 1435 amino acids. Gene Ontology annotation, cellular component: nucleus. Gene Ontology annotation, biological process: smoothened signaling pathway; regulation of transcription by RNA polymerase II. The transcript has 14 exons. Gene Ontology annotation, molecular function: DNA-binding transcription factor activity, RNA polymerase II-specific; RNA polymerase II cis-regulatory region sequence-specific DNA binding. Lineage: Eukaryota; Metazoa; Chordata; Actinopteri; Sciaenidae.